UUAAAGCGAGUUCAUUGCCGUUCUCUACUUCCCACGACAAAACGACGCGUUUAGCCAGGGUUUUCUUUUUUUCUGGUUAAACACAGCUCGUUACUCGCGUUUAACCAUGGCUUUAAACAAAGUUUCCGUCGAGGUACUCUCUGGUGCUUCUUUUGCAAAGUGAGAACAGUGGGUUUGAUAAGUAAAACUAAAAAGAACAACAAUGGAGGAAAGUCUGCAGAGGGGAGACAAGCCAUGGAGGGUCCUGGAGUUCUACAGUGGAAUUGGCGGCAUGAGGUACUCGUUGAUGAAAGCUGGUGUCAACGCCGAAGUAGUGGAAGCAUUUGACAUAAACAAUGUGGCCAAUGAUGUUUACCAACACAAUUUCGGACAUCGUCCCUACCAGGGUAACAUCCAAUGCCUAACUGCUGCUAAUCUGGACAGCUAUGGGGCAGACGCAUGGCUUCUUUCCCCUCCUUGCCAGCCAUACACUCGGCAAGGUCUCCAAAAGCAGUCCAGUGAUGCUCGCGCAUUUUCAUUUCUCAGAAUUCUUGGACUUAUACCUUACAUUUCCCAGCCUCCGCUCAUGUUAUUCGUGGAGAAUGUUGUUGGAUUUGAGGUCUCAGAUACACAUGCAAAAAUGAAAGACACAUUAGCAAAGUUUGAUUAUGUUACACAAGAAUUUAUCUUGAGCCCGUUACAGUUUGGGGUGCCAUAUUCUAGACCGCGGUAUUUUUGUCUGGCAAAAAGAAAACCUUUAUCGUUUCAAUUCCAACACUUCAAUGAUCUGCUUCUUUGGUCUUCAAGGCCAUUAUUGCAGCAUAAUGACAGUACGACAAUCCAUGAAAAUGGUGAACCAGAAGACUGUGAUAAGUUACAACUUAUGAACAUACAGCCAGAGAACAAGGGAAAAACUUCUUCGUUAAAGGAGCAAGGUCUUAGAUAUUUUACCCCCAAGGAGGUUGCUAACUUGCAUUCUUUCCCGGAAGAUUUUCGAUUUCCAGAGCAUAUAAACCUUAGGCAGAGUUAUGCAAUGCUGGGAAACAGUUUAAGUGUUGCUGUGGUUGCUGCCUUGCUCUGCUAUCUCUUUGCCCAACCAUCAUAAUUAUUCAAUCCGAUGCGCAGAAUUUUUCCAUUGUGAACAUACAUCCUCUGCCAUCUUUGUCUAAUGGCGAUGUUGCAUUCAAGACAUCACUAAUUUGCUAAUUCAAACUCAACAGCAAAGAGAUUGAAGGUUCAUGCAAAUCUAAUAUUUUGCUUCUGUGACAACUGGAUUCCGCAAGUCAUUGUAUGAAUAUAAUCCAUCGGCAUUUAUUUCAAAAGUGACAGUAGCUUCUUGCUCUCCUAAGACAGAAGAGACUGGUAGUCGGACUAUGCUAGCCCACAUUGGAGGGUGGUUCUUCUCAUGCCCAAGUUUGGGUUUGAGCUGUAAUCAGGGUGAAGAUAUGUACAAUGAGCAAGUCCCAAGUUGUAACAUGCUCCAUACAUGAAGUUUGCGAGAGAAGCAUUGUAUUUAUUUAGAUAACCA
This is a messenger RNA of Carica papaya (papaya), 1507 nucleotides long. NCBI's taxonomy places the organism in Eukaryota, Viridiplantae, Streptophyta, Magnoliopsida, Brassicales, Caricaceae. The record is from RefSeq and is a predicted model, not a curated record.